AUGACGUCGCUGCUCGGAGGAUUAAAGAUGGCGGCCACAGGGACACUGCAACUCAGCCGCUUCUCGGCGCGUUUGGUUCUUUUUUUGGCCGGGUUCAGCGUCUUAAACCCGGGAAACUGCGAUGAGCAGGUUCCGCUGAUCCUGUGGACCAGUGAGGGGGUCUCCCUCCCCGCUCAGUCUCCCCCAGCGGCCGGUCAUGUGGUCGGCCCGCAGCAGCUCGCUGGUUACCUGCAGAGAGCUCUGAGGGCCGGCCCGAAGAACGUGGUGCUGUUCCUGCAGGAUAAGAUGAGUGUGGAGGACUUCACACUGUACGGAGGAGCAUUUGGAAACAAACAGGACAGCGUUUUCCCAAAUCUAGAGGAUGCUCUGAUGUCCUCAUCUUCCCCCCUGGUGUUAGCGUCCGUGUCCUGGCCGGCCUCCAGCGCUGUGAUUGGCCAGCUGCAGGACCAGUUGGAGACGUCCCCUCUGUACAUGGAUCCUGAGACUCUGAGCCAGCUGAAACUCAACGCGUCCUCGCCGGCGCUGCUGGUGUUCAGGCUGCCGUACGGCGGCGGUUCUGAUUUGAUGUCUGCCAAAGAGAUUCUCAGUGGAAACGAUGAGCUGAUUGGUCAGGUGUUGAGCACCAUGAAGACGCAGUCUGUCCCGUACACGGCCAUCUACACAGCGCUGCAGCCGUCCAGGGAGGUGGUGUCUCUCUCGAUGGACAGCGGUCUGGGCGGAGGACGUUCCCUCCUGCAGGCCCGAGGACAUCGAGAGAGGGAGCGAGAACGGGAGAGGCAGCGGAAGAUGAAGGAGAAGGCUCAGAUCUACGCUCCGGUGGAGUUUAAGGAGGGGGAGGACACCUGCGUCUUGCUGUGGGCCAGAAGUCUGUCAGUGUCCAUCCUUCGCAGCGGACGCUGGGAGGAACACGACCUGACACCCUCCACCUUCGGGGAGGGCAUCAGCCCCAAACUGCACGGCUCUAGCUGCGACAAAACCAGAGCCAGGUUGGUUCUUAAUUAUGAGAACGUCCUCGGCCACCGCAGCUUCAAACUGAUCUUUGCGAUGAGUCAGCGUCUCUACAAGGUGUCUGCCCGCCGCUGGUUCACUCUAGACGCUGUGGAGCUGGAGUACGAUGGGACAAAAGCCACGUUUAAUGGCAGCAGAAACGUUUAUGCCCCGGCUGAGUACUCGUACCGCUGUGAGUCCGUCACCAGCUUCCGGUGGCCGCUGCUCGUCCCUCGCUCCUCCAAAGACCCAGCCAAUCAGUGGAGGGUCUCGUUCAAAGACUUUCAGAUCCAGGGUUUUAACGUGAGCGGCAGUGAGUUCUCGUAUGCCAGUGACUGUGCAGGCUUCUUCUCUCCUGGGAUCUGGAUGGGUCUGAUGACCAGUCUGCUCAUGGUCCUGGUGCUCACCUAUGGCCUGCACAUGAUCAUGCAGCUCCGCACUAUGGACCGCUUCGAUGACCCCAAGGGCCCGGCCAUCUCUGUGCCCCAAACAGAGUAACACACCUCACUUCACUUUCCAUCAUUCCUCCUUUCUGUCCCUCCAGUGCUUAUCUUACUGCAACUGCUUCCUUUACAUCCCACUUCCUGUUCAUCUGUAGCUGGCUGUUAGACAGAAUAAUUAGUGGUGUUAUCAGAGUGAAGGUUUAGUCAUCGCUGCAUAUUUAUACUUAAAAAGACUGAGACUGAAGAAUCUCAUUUCCAGGUAGCACGAUUUUGUGUUUCAGCGUUGCAUUCGAGUCACAGUGGGAAGCAUCCGUUCCCCAGAAAGUGGUUCAACAAUAAUUAAAUCUGCUCUGUAUACUUAAAGUCUCUUCUAACCUAAAAUAUUAAUCUGAAGAGAUUUUUCCCAAAGAAAAAUCUUUUUCAUCCAAACAAAGAUGGUUCCCAGUGCAUGUCUUUGCUUAAACUUGCUAUAAUCACUCUUUUUUAAAUAGCAAUUUUCAACAACUAUGUGAAAUAAAACGGUCGCAACUUGAGAAACAAAAGAAAUUUCUUAUUGUGCAACAAACUGAAUAUUUCUUUAAAUCCAGUUGGUUAGGAACUCAAUGCUAAGUGUUGAUAAACCAAACUAAACUCUAACAAAUGAAAGACAAACUGCAGCUGGUUUCCAGGGGGAUAAAUACCCCCAAUGAAAGGGAUACAAUUGUACAUACAGGGACAAAAAAUAACUUAUUAAAUUAGUUAUGAAAUGUUAUUUAUUGGUGAAACUAAUGUGUUUACAUUUGUGUUUGUCUGUGAAUAAAAACGUGAAAUGAAGGGAUAUUUUUUGUGUGAUGAUAGAUCAUAUCCAUUUCUUAGUUAACUCCAGUAUUCUUGAGCAAAAGGGACAUUUCAGAUCAUCCUUUUUAUAAAGGCUAAGCAAGACAUGAAAUGACCACUAAAGUACAGCAUUAAUCGUCAGAAAUGUCCAGUUUGUGACAAACAUGAACUUCAGUAACUGUUUUUACACUUGUUUUACUGUCAUAACAUCAACACUAUAUUUAUUACUCAAGUCUUUCCACAACAUAUGUUGAACUGGACUGAAAAAGGCUUAAUGUGAAAUUAUGUUGCUGUUUAUUUUGAUGAUUUGUAGUGAAUAUAAAUGUAGUCCUGUGUCGUGCUGCUGCUGUGACCCCAAUAAAACAUCUGUGGAAAUUAA
Messenger RNA from Perca fluviatilis (European perch), 2625 nucleotides. It is a transcript of the gene atp6ap1a, whose product is annotated as ATPase H+ transporting accessory protein 1a. The transcript has 11 exons. The record is from RefSeq and is a predicted model, not a curated record. Gene Ontology annotation, cellular component: proton-transporting V-type ATPase complex. Lineage: Eukaryota; Metazoa; Chordata; Actinopteri; Perciformes; Percidae. The coding region runs from base 1 to 1485 and encodes 494 amino acids.